Exophiala aquamarina CBS 119918 is the source of this 3084-nucleotide messenger RNA. RefSeq lists its product as uncharacterized. The record is from RefSeq and is a predicted model, not a curated record. NCBI's taxonomy places the organism in Eukaryota, Fungi, Ascomycota, Eurotiomycetes, Chaetothyriales, Herpotrichiellaceae. The transcript has a single exon. The coding region runs from base 1 to 3084 and encodes 1027 amino acids.
AUGGUGCAGUGGCCCCCGACCCCGUGCGUCGAGGACGAAGCCGUCGCUCUGGCCAAGGAACAUGUCCUCGAUGUCCACCUGGAUAUCUUGAAAAGUGAUGACCAACCUGCUAGCAGCCGAGGGGCGGUUGAUCAGUAUCCUGUCAUUCUUGACAACCCAAGUCCAGCACAACCCAAACAAUCUAGGACUCCUCCGCCAAACAAGCCUUGUGAUCUAGUUCCAGAUACUUCGUCUCUGCAUGAACAGCCCGAACCUACCACUCCGCCUUCGGCCUCAAACAAUGAGCGGAGGUUCGUCUUUAUUCCAUCCACCAAAUCUGACCCGGCCCCGGAGCCCGACAACAAACGCCGAUCCGAUGCUCUACAUCGAUCAAAAUCCACCACCCAACUCAAGCCAGAAGAUGCUUCGAGGGGCAGGCCGCAGGUUAGCAGAAUUCAGACUGACCUGGGUGCCGGCUUAGCGGGCAUGGUCACAGGUCAGCGUCGUGCACCUUCGCCUUACGCCCAUGCUCGUACCCCUUCCAUAUUAGCAGAUCCAUUGGUCCAAAGUCCUCGACCCAAGGAUACCCUACUGUCUCCCAUGUCUGCACAGCAACCCCGGAGGCCUGUUUCCGUUCACCCGAGAACACAAACCACGGCUCAUGACAGUAGCGACUCGGAUCACAACCCUAGAGCGAGCAGAUAUGAACGGAGUCGCAGUAGGGCCGCCCGAGCCAGCAUAUCAUACUCUGAUCGCUCUGAUGUGGAAAAGCCACGGCGAUCAAAAUCUACAAGGCGCCCGCAGAGCCCCGACUCAAAGCCUCCUCGAGAUUACCGUCGCCAUCGAAGCCGUGGCCCUGCGGAAGGUGGAUAUGGCACCUAUAGCUACACCGGACAGGACCACAUCACCCCUCCUCAGACCCCGAAACCAUCAGGAGAACCAACACGUUCUGCUACUGAGGAUCCGAAACCUGCCACUCUCCCUUCUACUGGCCGGCAGCAAUUGAGGAGGGGUACAACGGACUCGCCUUAUACUUCGUCGGCCGAGGAAAAUCAUGGCCGAAGAUAUGGAUCCUCAGAUGAGAGGAGACCUGUCAGAAGUGCAAGAUCACGCAGAGCUUCACGUUCCCAGGUCGACAGAGAAGAUGAAAUUCGAUCUUAUCAACCUUCCUCGCGCCGUGAUCGUGAUCGAGAUCGUGACCGUAAGGAUGACGCUGCCCGUGGUUACCAACCAUCAGAUGAUCGUGGUCCUCGAAGCCCUGCAGCAUCCCACAAGGCGCCCAAAGACCCCAAGGCGAUGGAAGACUAUUUCGAAAAGGCUUUUGAAGCCAAUCAAAGCAAGAGAUCCAGACAGGCUAUGCCGACCUCCCAAAAUGCUUCACCCAUGGCAUCCCCCUCCCGGAGUCCUCCAAGAACUCCGCGCGGUGACAAGGCACCCCGAGACUAUUUUGAACCUCCUCAACCUUCAAAGUCGUCUUGGCAACGUUCUCGACCCCCUUCGAUUGAUGAUGGGCAUUUCAAGGACUUGAAGCCGCUGACUACCCUUCUUGGAGCAGCAACCCUGGGAGCCUCACUGGCGGCGAAGGCUAUCCCAAGUUUGUCUCGAUCAAGCACUUCGCAAUCAGUGGAGUCUCCAAGCAGCGGAUCCUUAAGUCGACCGAGUAGUGGCCAGAGUGGUCAGAGGUCAAGAAAACCCUCGCCUGUGUCUGAUGAGACCACUCCACCUGCUCAUCCGUCAUCAGUACCUGUAUCGCGCCACAAUUCCGUAACAGCUCGAGAUGAAACGUCAUCACCUCGCAUGGCAACAUAUGCCGUCCAUGAUGAGCGCUCGUUGUCCCGGUCCGUUCCACAUCCUGCGGCGCAUAUUGAUAUUCCACGAGCAGCAUCGCGGGCAUCAUCAUAUUCACAUUCGCCCGAACAAUCUAGGCCGGCGGCCCUUCAUAGGGCAUUCUCAAGCUCACUGGGUCUGCCGAAUCAACAACCAAUGCAUCUACAGCCUCAACAGCCCGCUCCUUCGUCUCCGAUAUCACCUCAGGUUGCUGCGCCUCCAACCCCUCAAGCCCCUCCGCCUGCGAAGAGCAAUGGUUUGCCUCCUUGUCCCCGGUCCAAGCCCAUUGCUGGAUGCCACGACUGGUAUACCAUACGUGACAUGCCUAAAAUGUACUUUUGUCCUUCUUGCAUGAAUCACCUUGGCAGUUCGCCUUUCAGGGAUUAUUUUAUUCCCAACUUCACAACAGAUACUUAUCAGCCUAUUUCAUGCUCCAUGAGUAAUCCGUGGUUCAGGUUUGCGUGGAUACGAACCAUGAAACAGGAAAAUCCUACACUCACUCUUUUAUGGAAGAUCGCUUCUGAUCCACCUCCUGAAACGAAGAAGUGCUACGGAAACCAGAAUGAUUUGAGGAAAUGGUAUCAUCUGACCGAUCCGAGGACAAAGAAACCAGUUGAGAACUUUGAUGUAUGCUCUGCCUGUGUCAGAAACGUCGAUCUUCUCUUCCCAAUGCUGCAAUCAUACCUAUUCGACCGACCAACCGAUAAAUUGGCUCAAGAAAAGAUAUGCAAUCUAAACCUCAGCAGCAGGAAUUUACCCACCAUUCUCCUUGAGUUGGACCGAUUGGCGGACUGGCGGCAGAAAGAGCAACUUCGGCUUAAGGAUAUCCACAACUUUGUGGACGUUGUCCGGCGCCUAUCUCGAUAUAGAGAAUGUGCAAAAGACACGAUGCUCGCCACUCAGCUGUGGCAUUACAUCCCCGAACUUCCUGAACUGACCAUUUGUGAAUCAUGCUUCGACGAGGUGGUGUGGCCGUUGAAAGACCGUCCGAUUGCGAAGGAUGUGUCAAGAGCCGUCAGACCUGUUCCAGUCCUUAGGCGCACGCAAUUGCUUCCUGGCAUUAGUUGCCAGCUCUAUAGCGAUCGGAUGAGACGUUUAUUCUACGAAGCAUGCAGCAAGAACGACUUUGAGCAUCUAAAGCGGGUUGCUCGAUAUAGAUAUGAUAUGGAGCAUAGGCUCCAACACAACCACAAAUUGUUUGAGAUGGAUUUGAAAGCAGGGAUUGAUAGGAGGGCAGAUAUUGAGAGCAACAUUUCCUUUUGGAAAUCGAUUGAAUGA